Molecule: messenger RNA, 2436 nt
Organism: Soboliphyme baturini
Lineage: Eukaryota; Metazoa; Nematoda; Enoplea; Dioctophymatida; Soboliphymatidae
Source: the annotation of a GenBank genome assembly
AUGGAUCUAAAACCGCUCACGCCAUCGCGGAAAACGCCAGCCCGGAAAACUCCACUCAAGGAACGCAACGAAAUAGUGUCCUGUUCGUCUUGUGGUAUAAGGUUGACUAAGAACGACCAGUCAAAACACUCUGUAGUAUGCAGCAGUGAGACACCGUUUGUCGCCGAAACGGCUAUCUUUGAUUUCGUGCUUUCGAACGGAUUUGUUGACGGCAACGGUACAUUGUAUGCCACCUUAAAGCUAGUGGAUCUUCCGCCGGAGUUGCAGGGACUUGACCAGUGGACAAUGGACCAUCUGGUAUUCAUGAACGUACUAUCUAUGCAGACGUUAGGGAUUGUGUUGGAAGAAGCGGUAGUGAUGAGUUGUGGCCCCCAGCGCGAAAAGCACAUAGCUAUCAUGUGGCCGCAUGAACAACUGCCUUCGCUGGUUGUUGGAAUUCCGAGGAACGGGCUGUACGCCGCACUGGUAAAAACAGAAAAAUGCGUCUUACUCGAAACCGUGCCGUUGACGAUCGCCUCUGAGGUAUGUGUUCGCAUUUUGAACGAAUCUUACUGCGUCGAUCAACCGUCUUUUGCAAACUACCUUCAUUCUUGCUUAUGUAACGUCAUCUUCUCAAGUCCGUCCACGGAAGCGGUUUAUGUGUACGGACAACGAUUCGCAGUACGACUUACAGCGAUCGAACAACGGUCAGGUGUCGACACCAUUCCUCCUCUGCUGUCUAAUCUGAAAAUUUCGACCGAGUCUAUUUCGGAUAAAGGUUCUUAUUCGUCGAGUGAAGAAGAACCACAGAAGUUCAGUAAAUCGUCUUCUACAGCGAUGUCUUACUUCAAAAUUACCAAAUCGACGACAGUCAAGGUUCACAGAAAAGCUCUUCCUACCACUAAUUUUGACGAUAUUGGCGGUCUUCAGAGAGCGAAGGAAAGGCUGAUUCAUCAUGUUAUUUACCCGAUGCAGUUGUUGCGAGCGAAGCAGAUCUCGGGUCGAGAAGUUCAUACAAGAAACAUCCUGUUAUACGGUACGAGUGGUUGCGGUAAAACGCUGUUAGCAAAGGCUUUGUCAGUCGAGGCAAACCUGCCUUUAAUCUGUUUGCAAGUAGGCGAGUUAGAAUCGAAGCUUAGAAUCGAUGACUUACUGCCCCGCUCGUCUGACAUCACAUGCCCUGCGCCUUGUUUGGUCUUAUUAGACGAAAUCGAUAGCUUUCUUUCAGGAAAGCGACUUCAGAAAGAAGGAUUAGAAGCCCUGUGCAAACUGAUGGAUGGUGCAUCCGAAGCCGAGCAGCCAUGGUUUUUCAUCGCCACUAGCAACAAGCCUGAAAAGCUUCACUGUGAAAUUCGCCGACGGUUUGAUCUCGAAAUUGACGUAGCCGUUCCGACGGCUUUUGACCGAGCCAGCGUUUUGAAGAUCAUUUUAAAGGACUUUGCUCAUCAGUUGAGUGAUACGGAUAUUGUCCAGGUCGCCGACCUAACACACGGCUAUACCCCGAGUGAUUUGAAAAUUCUUUGUAAGGAGGCCGUUAGCGCUAGCUACGCUCGGCAGUAUGAAACCAAGAAUCAUUGUCGACUAUCGCUAUCCGACAUGUUCAUGUCCAUGAACAAUGUCCGCCCGUCUGCGAUGCGAGAGAUAUUCAUCGACAUACCGAAGGUGAGGUGGGACGAAAUCGGAGGUAUGCAAGAGUUGAAGUUGAAACUGAGGCAGACCGUUGAAUGGCCCCUGAAACAUGCCGAUCGUUUCGCCAAGCUCGGAAUCACGCCGCCAAAAGGCGUACUCAUGUACGGCCCACCCGGCUGUUCAAAAACCAUGAUCGCAAAGGCACUGGCCACUGAAAGCGGGCUGAAUUUUAUUUCCAUCAAAGGCCCGGAACUUUUCAGCAAAUGGGUCGGCGAAUCUGAGAGAGCGGUUCGCGACGUGUUUCGAAGGGCACGGCAGGUGGCGCCGUCGAUCAUCUUCUUCGACGAGAUCGAUGCCAUCGCAUCCGAACGGUCCUCGUCACAGGAAAGUGGACGUGUCUCUGAUCGUGUCCUCGCUCAGCUGCUCACCGAAAUGGACGGUAUCCAGAGUUUAGACUUGGUCACUGUAGUGGCUGCUACGAACCGACCGGAUAAGAUCGAUCCUGCGCUUCUUCGACCCGGUCGUCUGGAUCGGCUUAUUUACGUACCGUUGCCCGACGCAGAAACUAGGCGAGAGAUUCUUCGUCUACGUUGUGCGCAUAUGCCCAUCGCCCCUGAUGUUACCAUGGAUUGGUUGGUUUCGGUAACAGAUCAGUACUCCGGUGCCGAAAUCGUGGCGUUCUGUAACGAAGCGGCUUUGAUUGCUAUGGGCGAAAAUCUGGACGCCUGUGAGGUCGCUCAGAGGCACUUUAAAAAAAGUUAUUCGUUGGUCAUCCCGAGGGCAUGCCACUCGCAGAUAUGUGAAUACGAACUGUUUGGUAUGCGAUAA